Molecule: messenger RNA, 818 nt
Organism: Larimichthys crocea (large yellow croaker)
Lineage: Eukaryota; Metazoa; Chordata; Actinopteri; Sciaenidae
Exons: 5
Coding region: 44-715 (223 amino acids)
Source: RefSeq, a predicted model, not a curated record
CAGCAGAGUCCUGCAGCGGCAGAGAGGACUUCAGUCGGUGACCAUGUUGGUUCUGGUGUGGUUACUGAUGUUGAUGAUGAAGAGUGGUGCUGCACUCAACCAUCACAUCAAUGCACAAAGCGGGGAGGCCGUGUUGAUGACCCCAGACUGGCAGGGAUCGGACCACAAACUGGACUUCAGGCGGACUAGCCAACUGGGUCCACCUAAACUGGACUACAGGUGGACUUACCCCCACCUGGGGUUGAUGUCACUGAAGAAGAAUAUGUCAUCGUGUCACCACAGUCGCUGCGAGCUGCUGAAAAACGGGUCGCUGAGAUUCAGCCGUGUUCAGGCCGAAGACUCUGGAAACUACAGCCUGGAGGUGUUUGAUGAGGAUGGGCAACUACUGAGUAAGAGUGACUUCCUGCUCAUCGUGAAGGCAGGUAGCAGCAGCAGCCCUGGCAGCACUGUAGCGCUGGUGGUGUCCGUUCUUUUGUGUUGCUUUAUCCUGGUCUUCAUCUUCAUCUUCAUAAAGAUGAGAAGAAGCCAGAAUACAAGCGCAACCACAGUUCAAUUGCAGGAAAACAUUUAUGUGGAGAUGCACGGUGACGGUAAAAAAGAGAAGCAGGAGGAAGAGGAGGAGGAGGAGGAGUCUCAUUAUGUUCUCUGUAAUACUGUUGUUUCCUUGGAAACACCAAUCACACUGUCUGCGGAUGCAGAAGAUAUCUACGUUUGACAACCACCUCGCCUCACCUGGACACCUGAGCUCACCUGUGUUUUGUAUUUUUCAUCCACUGCUUAUUAUAUGUUUGUAUUUUGUUAUUAAAUUAAAUAAACUA